Messenger RNA from Dichomitus squalens LYAD-421 SS1, 3948 nucleotides. Its product is annotated as P-loop containing nucleoside triphosphate hydrolase protein. Gene Ontology annotation, biological process: transmembrane transport. Bases 1 to 3948 code for a protein of 1315 amino acids. Gene Ontology annotation, molecular function: ATP hydrolysis activity; ATP binding; ABC-type peptide transporter activity. Gene Ontology annotation, cellular component: membrane; fungal-type vacuole. NCBI's taxonomy places the organism in Eukaryota, Fungi, Basidiomycota, Agaricomycetes, Polyporales, Polyporaceae. The transcript has 20 exons. The record is from RefSeq and is a predicted model, not a curated record.
AUGCCGGAGGAUAGCGCGAAUCUCUGGAGUUGGUCCACGUUUUCGUUCGUGGAGCCUUUGUUUGAGGUUUCGAAUGCGCGCACCGUCAACGAGUCUGACGUCUGGAGGCUCUCGCCGUUCUUGACCCACAAGAACAUAUUUACAAAAUACCUGCGAUAUGCAUCUGCACAUCCGACGCACUCCCUCUUACGCUACUUAAUCGUGUCUAAUUCCCUCGAUCUAAUUCUCGACUUACUACUGGAAACCUGGAGCGCGGUGGUUGGAUAUGUUCCGCCCUAUGCCUUGCAACGCAUCCUACAGGCCCUUUCCGACCCCUCUCCGAACGCCAAGAGCACAGCCUAUUUCUUCGCUGCUGUUGCGUUCAUUGCCAAUCUCUCCUUCGCUCAAGUGGAUGUGAACCAGGGAUGGUUCAACCGACGAUGCUACGAGCGUACAAGAGGGCAACUAUUUUGCGCACUCCACUACAAGGCACUGAAGAGGCGAGACGUGAGCGGUAAGAAUGAGCCCAAGAACGACGAUCCCUUGCUGGAAAACGAGGAUGAAGGCAAUGCGGAUCUUGGCAAGAUCGUCAACCUCAUGCAAGGAGAUGCAUAUGCCGUGGCACACCGCUUCUGGCAAUUUUCCGGCUUCUUCCUGGCCCCCGUCCGCCUGACCAUCGCUCUGGUGUAUCUCUACAGAGUUCUAGGGUGGAGCGCCUUCACCGCUGUCGCCGUGACGGUCGUGGUUUACCUUAUGAACUACCCCUUGGCAAAGUAUGACAUAUACCUUAUGCGCCAGAGCUGGAAGGCGUCAGAUCGCAGGAUGAACACCGUAAAUGAACUUUUCCAGAACAUUCGCUUCCUCAAAUUUUAUGGAUGGGAGUCCCGAUGGAGCGAACGCGUCAAGGAAGCGCGAGAGUCGGAGCUGAAAUGGCGCGUCAAGGCUAACAUCGUCGAUACAUUCAUCUCGUUUAUCUGGAGCUGGAUGCCGUCGGGCACGGCGCUCGCGACCUUCGUUUGCUAUACCGUCGUCGCAGGCAAACCGCUCACUGUCGCGACUGCGUUCACGGCAAUCGCGCUCUUCUCGUACCUUCAGGGCCCAAUGGUAGAACUCCCCGAUCAAGUUUUCGCUAUGUUGCACGCGUACGUCAGCAUGCAACGUAUUGAACGAUUUCUCAACGAGGAAGAGGUUCCAGCCUGGGCUUCGUCGUUGAAACGGGAUGUUACAUCUGCUUCGUCCAACGAGACUGAAGUGGGGUUUGAUACUGCGACUUUCGAGUGGGACAUAGCCGAGAAAGAGACGCCCUCUAGGUUCACGCUGGGUCCUCUGAACAUCCGAUUCCCUCCUGGACAGCUUUCUUUAGUGAGCGGACCAACUGGCUCUGGGAAGUCCGCGCUCCUUACGGCGCUGCUUGGAGAGAUGCACUGUACAUCAGGCCGAGUGAUACUCAACAAGGCAGGUCACCGAGUUGCCUAUUGCGCGCAGAACGCCUGGCUCGAGCAUGCCACCAUCCGAGACAACAUCAUCUUCGGCGCUGGAUUUGGAUAUGAUGAGGCUCGCUACCAAGCUGUUGUGGAUGCCUGUGCUCUCGCGAAGGAUUUCGAGAUUUUUACAGCAGGAGACAUGACAGAAAUUGGCGAGAAGGGCAUUACCCUUUCUGGCGGCCAGCGCGCCCGGAUCGCUCUCGCGCGCGCUUUGUAUUCUCCCGCGAAGGUUAUCCUCCUCGAUGACCCACUCGCUGCAGUUGACCUGCACACUGCCACCCACCUCGUCAAGAAGGCGCUGUCAGGGGACCUCGCGCGUGGCCGGACCAUCAUUCUUGUCACCCACCAUAUCAGUCUGUGCCUACCUAUUGCGGCUUAUCUCGUAGAGCUUUCGUCGGGUGCGGUAUUGCGCAGCGGCUUGACUUCGGAGUUGCAGGAGCGUGGGGAGCUGGAGAAGCUCGUUGAGGCUGAGGAUACCGUGGAAGAAGGCAAGGCAACAGAUGCGGCUUCUACAACAGACGUGGAAAACGAAGCGGACGUCACAAAGAACCCCGAGAACGGCAAAAGCAACAGCGUUGGCAAACCCGACGGGUUACUCACGGAUACCGACGCCGGAAAGCUCGUCGACGAGGAGACGCGCGCAGAGGGCCGGGUGUCGCUACGGACUUACUGGACCUAUAUUAGGGCCGCCGGGAUUGUGUGCUGGAUCUUCACGUUCGCGUUCAUGCUCCUCAUCCGGAUAAUCAAUGUCGGCUUCCAGUUCUUCGUAGCAAAAUGGGGCGAGGCCUACGAACACGGUCCAGUCUCGGAAGCUGUUGCUCUUGGACCAGGAAUUUUCGACCACCUGCCCCCGCCCGAUGAAGACGUCUGGCCUUGGCUGAUGAUCUAUCUGUAUAUCUCGAUGGCCGGGGCUCUGUUUUCCUUGUUCUACAUCUCGCUUGGAUACUAUGCGAGCCUACAAGCGUCUCGCUCGCUCUUCAUUUCCAUGCUGCAGCGCCUGUCUCGGGCUCCUUCUCGUUUCUUCGACAUCACUCCCAUCGGGCGCAUCCUCAACCGCUUCACCUCGGACAUCAAUACGGUCGACUACAACCUCCAAGGCUCCGCUCGCUCCGCACUGUCCGGAACGCUCAAUUUCCUCAUUUCUUUCUCCGUCAUCAUCUCCGUCGUGCCCUCCUUCGCACCCUUCGCGAUCUUCAUUGCAUGGCUAUACAUCCGCCUGGCGCCGUCCUACGUGCGUGCUUCGCGCGACCUGCGACGUCUGGAGUCUGUGUCGCUGUCUCCCGCGUUUGCUGGGUUCGACGAGCUGUUGAGGGGUCUGCCGCAUGUUCGUGCAUUCGGGAUGGAGGAGCGGUACCAGGACAGAUUCUACUCGCGAGUGGACAAGUUCCAGUCGUUUGACCAUGUCUAUUGGUUGAUCGCUGGUUGGCUGAACUGGCGAUAUGACUGUUUGGGUUCCGUCGUCGUCUUCAUGACGACGUUGUUUGCCCUCGGGAGCUCCGUCUCGUCCGGUUGGGCUGCGUUGGUGAUUGUCCAGGCAGGAGUGUUUGCCGACGCUUCUCGGCAACUCGUCAGGGUCCUCGCCCAAGUCGAGCUCGACUUCAAUUCCGUCGAACGUAUUGUGGAGUACCUCGAGGUACCGCAGGAGGCGCCCGCAAUCAUCCCAGAGAAGCGGCCGCCCGCUGCCUGGCCGUCGAGCAAUGGGGAACUCGUUGUGCAGGACCUCGUCGUGAAGUACGCGCCGCACCUUCCCCCAGCACUGAAGAAGCUGUCGUUUUAUGUCAAACCGGCGGAGAAGGUCGGAGUCGUUGGAAGGACCGGGUCUGGCAAGUCAACUUUGGCGAUGUCUUUUCUCAGGAUCAUCGAGCCGAGUGGAGGUCAUAUAAUAAUUGAUGGUAUUGACAUCACUACUAUCGGUCUGGAAGACCUGCGAAGUCGAAUCACUAUCAUUAGCCAGGACGUUUCCCUUUUCUCCGGCACACUACGGAGUAAUCUGGACCCCUUCAAUGAACAUACUGACCAAGAAUGCUGGGAUGUCCUCGAACGAUGUCGCCUCACAACUAUCCUCAAGGGUUCUCUACAACGUACGCAAGAGUCCCACGAGAUCACGCUGGACAUGCCCAUCAGCCAAACUGGCUCCCUGAGCGCGGGUGAACGCCAGCUAGUCGCAAUGGCGCGUGCCAUCCUACGGCACAGUAACGUCGUGAUACUGGAUGAGGCAACUUCUCAGAUCGAUAGCGAUCUUGAUGACCAGAUACAACGCACGAUCCGAGAGGAGUUCGCAGGUGCGAUCGUGAUUACCAUUGCCCAUCGCCUCAAGACCGUCUUAGACUAUGAUCGAAUCAUGGUCCUUGGUUCGGGCGAGAUUGUCGAAUUCGACUCGCCAAACGAGCUUUUACGCAGGCCGGGCAGUUCGUUCCGAGAUAUGUGUCGGGCGAGUACGGACAGAAGGGUACACCAGGCAGUCUCUGAAGCUCAUAUUCACUGA